Cottoperca gobio is the source of this 1203-nucleotide messenger RNA. Its product is annotated as NAD-dependent protein deacylase sirtuin-5, mitochondrial-like. Gene Ontology annotation, molecular function: histone deacetylase activity, NAD-dependent; protein-succinyllysine desuccinylase activity; NAD+ binding. The record is from RefSeq and is a predicted model, not a curated record. NCBI's taxonomy places the organism in Eukaryota, Metazoa, Chordata, Actinopteri, Perciformes, Bovichtidae. Gene Ontology annotation, cellular component: nucleus.
GGGGUUGUUAUUUACUCGCACACCCUCUUCAGAGGCUCAUUCCCUCACGGCCAAACCAACCAGUCCAACUUCAGAUGCUGAGCAAACACCGACUGGGUUCCUGCUUCUUCCAGCUGAUGGUCCUGGCUUCAGUAGCUAAAAGCCAAUGAUUGUGCGCCAGCUCACCUGUAGAGGCCUAAUAAACUCCCACCUGCACCUCCACCUGAAAAGGCAGUGGGGCAACCAAGACAUGGCCAGACCCAGUUCAGACCUGGCAGCACUCAGGGAGAUUUUCUCCAAGGCCAAUGAUAUAGCCAUCAUCACAGGAGCAGGGGUGAGUGCAGAGAGUGGAGUCCCCACCUUCAGAGGAGCAGGAGGCUACUGGAGAAAAUGGGAAGCACAGAAACUUGCCACCCCCGAGGCGUUCUCCAGGAAUUCCUCCCGUGUUUGGGAGUUUUACCAUUACCGCCGCGAGGUUAUGCUCACCAAAAAUCCCAACGCCGCCCACUUGGCUAUCGCAGAGUGUGAGGAGCGACUGAGCAAACAGGGACGCAACGUUACGGUCAUCACUCAAAAUAUCGACGAGCUCCACCGCCGCGCCGGAUCCAAAAACAUCCUGGAGCUCCACGGAAGUCUGUUUAAAACACGCUGUAUGAGCUGUGGUCAUGAAGCAGCCAAUUACAAGAGCCCCAUCUGUGCCGCUCUGGAGGGCAAAGGAGCUCCAGACCCAGACACAGAUGAUGCCCAGAUCCCUGUUCAGCAGCUGCCCAGGUGUGAGCAGAAAGGCUGUCACGGUCUCCUGAGACCAGCUGUGGUUUGGUUUGGAGAGUCUCUGGACUCAGACAUCGUCAACCGCACAGAGAAAGUGUUGGACAGCUGUGACCUCUGCCUCGUGGUUGGCACUUCAUCCAUCGUGUAUCCAGCAGCCAUGUUUGCUCCUCAGGUGGCAGCCAGAGGUGUCCCUGUGGCCGAGUUCAACAUGGAGAACACGCCCGCCACCAUGCGCUUCAAGUUCCACUUCCCUGGCCCCUGUGGGACCACGUUACCCGCCGCGCUGGCACGCCAUGAGACUGAACAAGAAUGAGUGCUGCACAUCAGCUGCACACAGAUCAGUCUAACACUGGAGGACUUUAUUGGUACCAAAAACAAUGGGUUGAAUAUAAUGAAAAAAUGUGGUGACGGGAUUCUUGAAAAAUAACAGCAAUAAAACAAAAGACAAAAGUU